GAUUGUGGAAAGUAUUUCACUCGAAUAUCGAAUUUAAAUCGACAUCAGUGAACUACACAUGGAUCAGAAUCCUCACGUUGUCCGACAUGCGGUAAAAGCUUUAACAGAAGGGAUAGCUAUUUACGUCACAUUAGAAGUCACUCCAGAAUUUUAGGUCGGGAAUCCCAACAUGGCAAUCCUGAAAUGGAGGAUCAUCCACAAGCUUCGAACAACAUCGACAAAGAAAAUGUAAACCCUAAUUCCAAAAUUCAACUUGGCAGCGGAGAUUCAUCAAAUAGCCCUAAAGCUGAUGACACAAAUGAAGAAUGUAUCACCGAGGAAGAUGCCAUUAAGGGAAAUUUAAAGAAAAUAUUCUUAGAGGCUACCGAUAAAAGUAAAUACGAUCCUAUGACUUUCUUAAAAAUCAAAGAAGAGACAAUCAGAUCAAUUCUGAAAGAAGAACGCUUCAAAAGAAAAAGAAUGAAGUUUUACCUUACCUUACAAGUUCGUUUCACCAAGACCAGAGGGGAUCAAAUUGAGCAUGCUGAACCCUUUUUCCACGGACGCUGUCACAUAGUUCUCAAAAACGAAGACAUCGAUUCUGCACUAAGGGAGAGCAUCAUGAAAAUUGUUAACUCUUUUGUUGAAUACCAAAGAGAAGGUAGUAACUGGGCACUGGACAAAGUUCUGGGAGUCAACAUCCAUAUCGUCCAAUAUAAACCGAUAAAAGGUUCGAGUUUCCUACCGCUGCCACUAAAACUAGCAAACAAGAAAGCCAUCAUCAAUGUUCAGAAUGCUGAUUAAAAAUGCUUCAUGUGGUCAGUGUUGGCAUCCCUUUACCCAGUAACAAAGAAUCCCCAACGUGUCAUUAAUUACAUUCAGCACGUCGACAAACUCGAUUUUACAGACGUCCCAUUUCCUGUCAGAAUUGGAGAUAUUCCCAAGUUUGAAAAGAAAAAUGACAUCUCCAUCAAUGUGUUUGGCUACGAAAAACGAGAAAUCUAUCCCCUUCAUCUUACCAAAGAGAGGGGUUUGCCUCACGUAGAUCUUGUCGUCUUGAACAAGGGGGAAAACUCUCAUUACUGUUUGAUUAAAGAUUUCGAUAGACUUCUUAAUGAUGGUCAAAAAGGAAACGAAUUGUUUCACUGCAACUACUGUCUGCAUGGGUUUACAAGCAAACGCCUCCUCCAAAAACACGUGUCCUAUUGUCAAGUACAUGGUGCCCAGCGGACGGAAAUGCCCACAGAGGAAAACAAAUGGCUUGAGUUUACUGAUGUCUCCAAGCAACUUAAAGUUCCGUUUGUCGUUUAUGCAGACUUUGAAAGCAUCCUCGAGAGGAAUUAUGGCUGUCAACCGGAUCCCAGCAAGUCGUCCACUAUCAAAUUAGCUAAGCAUGUACCCUCUGGGUUUACAUAUAAAGUUGUUGGAAUUUCGCCGGAGAUCUCAGAAAAUCACGUCACCUAUCGUGGUCUUAAUGCUGUCGACGUCUUCAUUGACCAUAUGGUUAAACUCGAAGAUCGACUUGUGAAGGUCCUACACAAUCCAAAACCCAUGGAUCUGUCUGACGAAGAGGUAAAGGCUUUCCGAAAAGCGACUGAUUGUAACAUCUGCAACCGAAAACUGAAGGGUGAUGCCGUUCGUGAUCACUGUCACUUGACAGGAAAAUUUAGGGGUGCAGCUCAUAGUUCCUGUAAUUUAAACUUUAAAUUGAGAGAAAGAAUCCCGGUAUUCUUUCAUAAUCUCAAAGGCUACGAUGCUCAUCACAUCAUGAGUGCUAUCGGCAAGUGCAAACACAAAAAGAUCAAUGGUAUCCCCCAAAACCACGAAAAGUAUAUUUCUUUUUCGUUAGGGAGACUAGAUUUUGUCGACACUUUCCAAUUUAUGUCUACGUCUCUUGACAAGCUCUCUAACAAUCUGGCUAAAGAGGGCUUACACAAAUUUCCUCACCUUGAAGCAUAUGUUGCCUCCACUCAUCCCGGAAACGAGACAACAAAGUUCCAAUUGCUCAGUAGAAAGGGAGUGUACCUGUACCGCUACAUGAACUCCUUUAAACGAUUCCAAGAGGCGACACUUCCACCACAACAGGCUUUCUACAACGACUUAGACGGAAAGACCAUUUCUGAUCAGGACUACUUACACGCACAGUGGGUUUGGGACGUAUUUCAAAUUAAAAAUUUAGGGCAAUAUCACGAUCUGUACAUGGAGACAGACGUGCAUCUUCUGGCAGACGUGUUUGAAAAUUUCCGAAGUCUAUGCUUAGACAUGUAUGGUCUCGAUGCGGCUCAUUUUUACACGGCCCCGGGAUUACCCUGGCAGGCCGCUCUGAAAAUGACGGGUGUGGAGCUCGAGUUACUAACCGAUCCGGACAUGCAUCUUUUCGUGGAAAAGGGGCUCAGAGGUGGUAUUGCUAUGAUUUCUAAAAGGUACGCGAAAGCUAAUAAUCAGUAUCUUAACGACUACGAUCCCCAUCAACCUUCGAACUAUCUAAUGUAUUUAGAUGCUAACAAUCUCUACGGGUGGGCCAUGAGUCAGCCUCUUCCAACUCACGAUUUUUGUUGGCUAACCCCUGAAGACAUUGAAACAAUCGACGUCAAUACCGUCCCUACGGAGGGGGAAACUGGCUAUGUCUUUGAAGUAGAUCUGAAAUAUCCCUCUGAAUUGCAUGACUGUCACAGUGAUUAUCCUUUAGCCCCUGAAUCAUUUAAAAUAGAGCCGGAAAUGCUUUCGCCUUAUCAGAAAGAACUUUUGACAGAGCUUGGAAUGAAAGAAGGCUCUGCGAUCAAAUUAGUCCCCAAUCUUUUUGAUAAAGAGAAAUAUGUCGUCCACUACAGAAAUUUACAACUCUACCUGGCUUUGGGAAUGAGACUGACCAAAGUCUAUCGGGUACUGUCAUUCAAACAAAGUCCUUGGCUAAAAGCUUACAUUGAUUUCAAUACGAGCAUGCGUAAACGGGCUAAGAACGAGUUUGAAAAGGAUUUUUUCAAACUCAUGAAUAAUAGUGUCUUUGGAAAGACCAUGGAAAAUCUGCGUAAGAGAGUGGAUAUUCAACUUGUUCACCACAAGAAGAGGCUCUUAAAGCUCUCGGCUAAACCUGGAUUCAAAGUGUUCAAGAUCUUCAACGAAGAUCUUGCCUCUGUUGAACUUAGCAAACAAAAAUUGGUCCUCAAUAGACCAAUUUAUGUGGGAUUUUCCAUUUUGGAACUUUCCAAAGUCUUGAUGUACGAUUUCCACUAUAGUUACAUCAAAAAAAGGUAUGGUGAUCGCGCCGCUCUCUGCUUUACAGACACAGACUCUUUGUGCUACGACAUAUCCACCGAGGAUGUGUAUGUAGACAUGAAGGAGAGUCAGCAUUGCUUUGAUUUCAGUGAUUACCCCGAAACACAUUUUCUUCAUAGCGAUGUCAACAAAAAGGUCUUAGGUAAAAUGAAGGAUGAAUGUCAAGGUCAUAUCAUGCGAGAAUUCGUUGUUCUAAAGCCCAAGAUGUACAGUUUCAUUUACGAAAAGAAAAUAGUUCAGAACGAGAACGAAUUUAUUUGUCAAGAAGAAAAGAAAAGAGCCAAGGGCGUGAAAAAGGCAGUCGUGCAAUCGAGCAUACAACACGAAACUAUAAAAAUUGUCUUUUAA
Saccostrea echinata is the source of this 3603-nucleotide messenger RNA. RefSeq lists its product as uncharacterized. NCBI's taxonomy places the organism in Eukaryota, Metazoa, Mollusca, Bivalvia, Ostreida, Ostreidae. The transcript has 2 exons. The record is from RefSeq and is a predicted model, not a curated record. The coding region runs from base 793 to 3603 and encodes 936 amino acids.